Ruditapes philippinarum (Manila clam) is the source of this 1699-nucleotide messenger RNA. RefSeq names its product 2'-deoxynucleoside 5'-phosphate N-hydrolase 1-like. The transcript has 5 exons. Gene Ontology annotation, molecular function: 5-hydroxymethyl-dUMP N-hydrolase activity. The record is from RefSeq and is a predicted model, not a curated record. Lineage: Eukaryota; Metazoa; Mollusca; Bivalvia; Venerida; Veneridae. Bases 66 to 479 code for a protein of 137 amino acids. Gene Ontology annotation, biological process: deoxyribonucleoside monophosphate catabolic process. Gene Ontology annotation, cellular component: nucleus.
GUCAAUUUGUUACAAUAAUUAUUAUAUAGUGUCUCUCUUAUUAUAUAUCGUCACUUCGUCAGGAUAUGAAGAUAUACUUCUGUGGGAGUAUCUAUGGCGGACGUCAGGAUGCCGAGUUAUAUACCCGCUUGAUUGAACAGCUGAAAGGUUAUGGAACAGUUCUCACUGAACAUGUUGGCUCUAAGGAACUAACUGAUGAACAAAAAAAGUGGACAGACAAAAAUAUUCAUGACAAUUCUUUAGAAUGGUUGACAAGCUGUGAUGUUGUGGUUGCCGAGGUAACACAGCCAUCACUAGGGGUUGGUUAUGAGAUUGGUAGAGCUAUUGCCAUGAAUAAAAAGAUACUGUGCUUGUUUAGACCAUCUUCAGAUAAACGUCUGUCAGCAAUGAUAUCUGGGGCAGACAAUGGAUCAACAGUGCAAACAAAACACUAUACAGAACAAGAGGCUGCAAAGAUAUUUAAAGACUUUUUUACAUGAAAAAUUGAAAAAUUAAUUUCUUAUCUAUUAUAAUUAUGUCUUCAUUCUUCUUUCAUGCAGUUAAAAUGUUAAUAAAUGAAAAAGCCAUAGGAUUUCGCUGAAAUGCAGAUGUUUAAAGUCUCAGUCUAGCUAAAAUACUAAUGAGCCGCGGCACAACAAAACCAACAUAGUAUGUUUGCGACCAGCAUGCAGUCUGAUCAGGAUCCAUGCUGUUCGCUAUCAGUUACUCUAUUUGCAAUAGGGUUGGUAAGCGAACAGCAUGGAUCCUGAUCAGACUGUGCGGAUGCACAGGCUGGUCUGGAUCCAUGCUGGUGGCAAACGCACUAUGUUGGUUUUGUCGUGACGCGGCUCAAUUAUGCUUUUAUAUGAUAAAUCUGUUGCUCAAUAGAGAAUUACAGAAAGCUUGUGAAGUUGUCUUAUAUAGAUAUGGUCAAACAUAACAAUUUUUGCAAAUAAAGGGAGGUAAAUGCUUUGUCUGUUCUGCAAUAAAAUAAUAUGUAUUUUUACUAGCAACAUUAUAAUCAAUUAAAGAAACAACUGUGAUAUAAAUAUUACAUUUUUUGUAUGUUUAUAGGUACAUGUACUCAUUUUGUUGUCAGGAAUCAACCCAAACUUUAUAAUUUUUGUGUUUUCUAUAUCUGCGAUUUUUAACAUACAGAAUCUGUAAUAUCAGAACUACAAGUUCAGCAGCAAACAGUAUAGUCCUUCAUUGAAAGACAUCACAUUUUCUUUUUUUUUACAGUUUGACAUUUAUCGGAAAAUGUGAAUUUAAAAUUAAAGUUAAAGCGGAUUUGACCCAUGUAAAAAAUAGAUUCAAAUCCGCGGUUACGUCUAAAUAUUUGGACAACAAACAGUGCAGAGCUAGGUCAGACUUCACUUUUGUCUAGACUGGCAUGACUCUAUACUGGUAAGGGUUCAGAAAUUCUGAUCAUUUUAAAUAACUUGGGAACAUCAAAACUGUGUUUGCUAAAAUCACUUUUAUUUUGAUGUUUUUUCCCAAUGAGGUCAACGAAUAAUUGUAUGUUAAGUAUAAUUUUUGUUUCCUCUAAAAGCAAUAUAUAUAAGUGCUUUUGUAGUUAGAAUAUUCGCUAUAUCAGAUGAAUGAUUGCAUGCCAAAAGUAAAAUGUUAGUCAUAAUUUGUUUGUCAAACUUUAAAUGAGGACGAUUCAAAGAAAAAAGUAUGUACAAGACUGCAAUGAUGUAUUUACUGCAGAUUGAGA